Messenger RNA from Glycine soja, 1441 nucleotides. RefSeq names its product glycerophosphodiester phosphodiesterase GDPD6-like. Gene Ontology annotation, biological process: lipid metabolic process. Lineage: Eukaryota; Viridiplantae; Streptophyta; Magnoliopsida; Fabales; Fabaceae. Gene Ontology annotation, cellular component: vacuole. The record is from RefSeq and is a predicted model, not a curated record. Gene Ontology annotation, molecular function: glycerophosphodiester phosphodiesterase activity. The coding region runs from base 162 to 1340 and encodes 392 amino acids. The transcript is spliced from 8 exons.
CGCCAAUCAUAAAGCCUCUGACCAUUAACAUUCUUAAGAUAAAAUCGUUCACACCAAGACCCCAUUAUUUAAUAACAGUUGAAACCAAUAUAUUGGACUCGGAAACGAUGAAGUGAGCAACACAACACAACCAGACCCAUCGUUAUCUUAUCUCCUUCUCCAUGGCUUCCUUACCCAGUUUUACUCCUUUUGUAUUUCUAUUGCUUGUCAUUGGAUGCAAUGCAAGGCCUUUGUAUCCACUUCCCAGCAAAGGUGAUGAUGGAAAUAGGAAGCCCCUACAAACUUUUCGCCCUUAUAACAUUGCUCAUCGCGGUUCAAACGGAGAGCUUCCUGAGGAAACUCAUCCUGCAUACUUGAGAGCUAUUGAGGAGGGUGCAGACUUCAUUGAAACUGAUAUCUUAUCAUCCAAAGAUGGUGUUCUUGUAUGUUUCCAUGAUGUUACCCUUGAUAAUACUACUGACAUUGCAAAUCGCACAGAGUUUGCUAAUCGUAAAAGAACAUAUGAAGUCCAAGGGGAAAACAUGACUGGCUUUUUUACUGUUGAUUUCACAUUAAAGGAAUUAAAGUCAUUGAGGGUGAAACAGAGGUGUAGCUUCAGGGACCAACAGUUUAAUGGAAAGUUUCAAAUCAUCACUUUUGAAGAGUUCAUUACCAUAGCACUGGAUGCACCCAGAGUUGUUGGAAUAUAUCCAGAGAUAAAAAAUCCAGUAUUUAUCAAUCAACAUGUUAAAUGGUCCCAUGGCAAAAGAUUUGAGGACAAGUUUGUGGAGACACUUCAGAAAUAUGGGUACAAGGGUUCCUACCUGUCAAAAGAUUGGUUGAGACAACCUGUAUUUAUUCAGUCAUUUGCUCCAACUUCACUCGUGUAUAUAUCAAAUAAAACGGACUUGCCCAAGGUUUUCUUAAUUGAUGAUGUUACUGUUCCAACUCAAGACACUAAUCAGUCAUAUUGGGAGAUUACAUCUGAUGAAUACCUAGAGUACAUAAAGCAAUAUGUUGUGGGAAUUGGACCUUGGAAGGACACAGUGGUACCUGUGGUAAAAAAUUAUAUGACAAAUCCUACUAAUCUUGUUGCCAGGGCACAUGCUCAUAACCUGCAGGUGCAUCCAUAUACUUACCGAAAUGAGUUCCCAUUUUUGCAUUUCAACUUCAGUCAAGAUCCGUAUAUGGAAUAUGAUUUCUGGAUCAACAAGAUAGGCGUUGAUGGUCUCUUUACAGACUUCACUGGUAGUCUUCAUCGUUAUCAGGAAUGGACCUCUAACCGUAAAGAUGAUGAUGAUGACAAGACUGAAUCCAAUCUAUUACAUAAAAUUGCUUUGUUAGUCUCCUCUUAUGAAUGAUCUUGAGAAUUCAGAUGGUGUAUAAGUGUUUGGAUUAAUUUAUUGUGUUCAAAAGACGCUAAUAACAAUAUUUACAAGAGAGCUUUUGAGUUUUGACUUAA